This is a messenger RNA of Stegastes partitus (bicolor damselfish), 3114 nucleotides long. RefSeq names its product MAX dimerization protein MLX (gene mlx). Gene Ontology annotation, molecular function: protein dimerization activity; RNA polymerase II cis-regulatory region sequence-specific DNA binding; DNA-binding transcription factor activity, RNA polymerase II-specific. The coding region runs from base 270 to 1007 and encodes 245 amino acids. Gene Ontology annotation, biological process: regulation of transcription by RNA polymerase II. The transcript is spliced from 9 exons. Lineage: Eukaryota; Metazoa; Chordata; Actinopteri; Pomacentridae. Gene Ontology annotation, cellular component: nucleus. The record is from RefSeq and is a predicted model, not a curated record.
AGCUCUUCCCCAAUUUAUUAUUCAACCAUUUUCUCCACACUGGAGCGCUUCAUUCUCCUGGGGCAAGCUUAACCUGGGCCUGGGGUUAAAGUUGUUUUGGUAUUUUCCCUUUACCUGAUUGCAGACUGUUUAUUAUCAGUCAGGUAAAGGUACAUUUGAUGUGACAAGAACUGUCAAACAGCGCCUCUCUGUGUUUGAAGUGUUCCGGAAUAGGAAUUUACGUGAAGCACUUGAAGGCAGCAGUGCUAUUAGUUAUUUUGCAUUCCAAAAUGACGGACCCGACAACGUCUCCUGAGGACCACUGGAAAACAGACGGCGCUUUCAGCGACGGUGGCUUUGACCCCAGUUUCUUCGCUGAAAGUGCUAGGAAGGGCACCGUCGUGUCCAGAGCCAACAGCAUCGGCUCAACAAGUGCUUCUUCAGUACCAAAUACAGACGAUGAAGACAGUGACUACAGGCAUGAGACAUCAUAUAAGGACUACAAGAAGGAUCGACGGAGACAGGCCCACACACAAGCAGAGCAAAAGCGUAGGGAUGCCAUCAAGAAAGGAUAUGAUGACCUCCAAUCAAUUGUACCGACCUGCCAGCAGCAGUCUGAAUUUGCAGUGGGCGCCCAGAAGAUCAGCAAGGCUACUAUACUGCAGAAAACAAUUGACUACAUCCAUUUUCUUCAUAAAGAAAAGAAGAAGCAAGAGGAGGAUGUUUCCGUCCUAAGGAAAGAAGUGAUGGCACUUAAGAUCAUGAAAACAAACUAUGAGCACAUCGUGAAGGCCCACCAGAACAACCCCCAGCAGGGAGAGGACCAGGUGUCCGACCAGGUCAAAUUCAACAUUUUUCAGAGCAUCAUGGACUCCCUUUUCCAGUCUUUCAGCAACUCUGUUUCAAUGAGCAGCUUUCAAGAAUUGUCAGCCUGCGUUUUUAGCUGGAUUGAGGAGCACUGUAAGCCACAGACGCUGCGAGAAUUUGUCGUCGGAGUGCUCCGGCAGCUCAACGGUCAGCUUUAUUGAUUGAGGGAAACCUCAGGUUAACUCCCAGAAAUUGACUUUGGGUUUACUCUGGCUUCUCAGUGUGGAGUAAAAACAUCAAUCAGCCUCAGGCCAUGCCCCAGUAUUUACACUCACUUCAACUCAUCAGUGACUCCCUGGCUGCAAUUGGAUUACCUCGUCAUUGAGCAGUUAGUAUCAUUUGCUGAUCUCUUUUUGAUUCUAAGUGUACAUAUGCAGCUGUACAUAGAUAGCUGAGUGUGUUUCAGCUCCGUCUGACUGUUAUUCUUCAGGGAAAACACAAGAGUAAAUGAAAUAAAUUUGAAUACAACAGGCAGGCAGAAUGGUGUGAUGUACAUCUAGGUGAAGUCAGUAUCUGCAAUAACUAGUUGCCUUUUUGAGAUAAAUCAAAAUCAUAAUCAGUGUGGUCUCAUAAGCAAGACUCUUCUCACUGAUGUUAUUCCUUCUGCUGCCUGUCUGCUCAACGAAUGGACUUAAAGAGUCUACAUCUUGUCCUCUGUCACAUUAAGCAUAAAUUUGUAGCCUAAUGUUGAACUAAAGGGCUCCUCUCAACCUCAGUGCACAAACAUUCAGUCACUCCUGAGCCAUAGAAGAUAAUAGAAAAUAUUCCAUUACUGCACAAUAACAAUCACUUCGUCUAUCAUAAGCACACUAUAUGAUGCUUCUUAAGUAGCUUUGUUGUGGCUGAGCGUGAGAUUUAUAUAAAUGCAGCUGUGACAAGUAGACAAAGAUGCUGAAUUGUGUUACGUGACAUGCAGCAUUAAGGUCCAAUCGUUGUGCGUGGGUGUCACACAGACAGGCAAAUGACAAACUAAAGGAAGAACUGAAGUGAUUGAAGAAACAAGAAAUGCUUGGUUGGAUGUGGUCGUGCUGCAUGGUUCAAUUAGGUAGUUAACAUCCCGUCAUGCUCUGUGCAGUGUAUAGAAUGCUGAACAGGAGCAGGAGCUUGAGUCACAAUGACUACUUACACUGCUCGUGUUUCAAUAGGAACAGUGACUAAAGUGAUAUCUACGUUAAGAUCUAUCACAAAGUGUGGUUGAGUCGGGCACAUUUGAUGAUCAUGAUGCACAUGCAGUGGUACAGUAUGUAAGGGGAAAAACAAAAGAGCAACUCAGGUGAAGGAACGUCAGUGUAGGAUGUGAUCAGACCGUCAGCAAGAAGAGUCUGUUGAUUAUUACAUAGAGAAAGACAUAACUGUAGGGCUGAAGUGCUUAAACACCUCUUUAGAAAGAUAAAUGCCAAUUUGAGAGCAUUCAAUGGGGCACUGCUCUACAAACGUGGACAAAGUGAUCUGGUUAGAUGAGUCAUCCUUUAUAUUUUGUGUGUGGCAGAGAGGCGCAGUGCAGGUCAGGAGCUGUUGGGGUCAUUUCACUGGCAUGGUGUAGGCUCACUGCAAAUCAGUGCAAAGUGGUUCCAGUUAUUGUUAUUCUAUGAUGAAACUUUUCUAUACUGACGGGAAUGGUCUGUUCCAGGGUGACAGAGCUCCCGUCCAUAGUGCACUAGAGGUCACGGAAUGGUACGAGGAGGUUAAAAAUGAUGCCAUUCAUAUGCUGUGGCCUUUGCAGUCAUCAGAUCUCAACACAAUUGAACAUCUAUGGCAUAUUUUGGACUUAAGUGUAAGAUAGCACUCUCCACCACCACCAUCAUCACAACACCAAACAAAGGGAAUAUCUUUUGAAAGAAUCGUGUUUUACCCCUCCAGUGGCGUUCUAGAGACUUUAAAAAAUAAUGCCAAGGCACUUUGAAGCUGUUCCACUGUGCCGGUAUAUAUAAUAUAUAAUAUAUAUUUAAAAUGUUAAGUACAACGUGUUGAUUUCAAUUAAAAUUUCAGAUUGUAAUUUUUUUUUGUUGUUUAGUUUUUAGUUGUUUUUUUUUUUUUUACAGAGCGACUUCACUUGAGAUUUCACUGAUGUUUAUGUCAUCAUAAAUGCGGUUUACUUUUGUUGUCUGUGGCUUUUAUAAUCCGUUACAGUUCAUUUCAUACAGUGCAACUGUCACGACCUCUAGACACCAUCAAUCGAGACUGCACAUCUUACGGGUUUCUGAUGUGAACCACGGAGGUAUAUAGCUUUUCUGUACUGAAAUAAAAUAAACACUGUUGUGGCUUUAA